AUAUUAUUCUUUCACAAAAAGAAAAUUCAUUUCUUCUUUCCUCAAUAACCCUAUAAAAACCCCUCCAUCUCUCCUUUUUUUUCCACCACUAAUCCCUCAAAAUUCUUGUAAAGAAAAACCAAAAACCAAAAAGCAAGAAAGCCUAAUGGCGUCUAAAGCGACAACCUCUCUUGCUUUCCUUCUUUCUCUCAAUCUCCUUUUCUUCACUCUUGUCUCAGCUUGUAACAAUUGCUAUAUCCCUGACCCACCCAAACCCAAGCCAUGCCCUCCAACCAAGCCAACCCCAAAGCCAAGCCCUUCAUCUGGCUAUGGAAAAUGCCCUAGGGACACCCUUAAACUCGGUGUCUGCGCCAAACUGCUCGGUGGCCUUCUCGACAUUACGAUUGGCAAGCCCCCAGUGACCCCUUGCUGUAGUUUGAUCGAAGGUCUUGCUGAUCUUGAAGCUGCUGUUUGCCUUUGCACUGCCAUUAAGGCUGACAUUUUGGGUAUCAACCUUAAUGUUCCUCUCUCCCUUAGCUUGCUCCUUAAUGUUUGCCAAAAGAAUGUUCCUAAGGGAUUCCAGUGUUGAGUCUAAUUUUUUCUUUAAAAAAAAAAAAGAUACUAGAAGUCGAGGAAUCAGUGGUGAGUCUAAUUAAUCAGUAUCUUUUGUAUUUUAUAUAAUAUGUUGUUAAGUGUGUUUUGAUGUGGGUUUGUUUUAGAAUUUUUAUUUGCAAAUUCUUGGUUUGUUUUAUUUGCUUCGUAUGGGUUAUUUUUCCUUUUGAGUUGGAAAGUUUUAAUAAGUUUACCUAUUUGGUAAAUUUAUGAUAAUUGAUUACUGUAAUUUUGAAUAUUGGAAAUGAAAAAUUCUAUCCUUUCCCCUUAUAUUAUUAA
Cucumis sativus (cucumber) is the source of this 870-nucleotide messenger RNA. RefSeq names its product 14 kDa proline-rich protein DC2.15. Lineage: Eukaryota; Viridiplantae; Streptophyta; Magnoliopsida; Cucurbitales; Cucurbitaceae. The record is from RefSeq and is a predicted model, not a curated record. The coding region runs from base 146 to 568 and encodes 140 amino acids. The transcript has a single exon.